CUACAACUGCCUACAAGUACGACUUAUUUCACCAAGUACAAUGAUUAAUCGAGAGAUCUCGCUAAGGCUAUAAAUAACACUUAUAUGUUCCAUAGAACAUUACUACAACUCUACAAGCCAAAGCAUAUAAUUACUGUUGAAAAUCUUUUAAAUCAAAGAAAAAAAAGGGGUGAAAAUGGCACAGACACCAGUAAUUAUUUGUCUGAAAUCAGCCCAAAACAACAAAUUCUUGCGUUAUAGGUAUGAAGAUGUUCAAACUCAUGGCCUUCUUCAAUUUGCUGCUGAUAAAAUGGUGGAUCCAUAUGCUCAUUUUGAGGUCCAGAAUUCCAAGACUUAUGAUGGUCUUGUUCACCUCAAAGCCAGAUACAAUAACAAAUAUUUAGUCAGGUGGUCUCCUAAUCAUUAUUGGAUCACUGCAUCGGCUAAUAAAUCAGAUGAGAACCAAGACAGCUGGACAUGUACAUUGUUCAAGCCCAUUUACAUUGAUCGUGAGACCCAAAAAAUGAGACUUGUGCAUGUCCAACUCGGUCAUUAUGCAAAAUUAAUGUCAAUGCAAUCCCCCUUCGAUUCUUGCUUAUUUGCAGGAUCAAAGGAAACUGAUGCUAGUUCAAGCGACGUUUUCACCUUAAUAUAUUGGGAAUCUGUGUUCAAAUUUCCCAAACGUACUGUAACAUUUAAAAGCCAGAAUGGCAAAUAUUUAAGUGCAUCAAUGAGUAAUGGGAUUCCAUAUUUAAGAUUUUCAAGUGACAAUCUUACUGAUCCGAUGGCUGCCCAUGAAAUGUAUACAAAUCCUGAUGGUACACUUUUCAUAAAAUCCAGUUACUCUGGGAAAUUCUGGAGGAUGGGAAAUAAUGAUGGUUGGAUAUCAGCUGAUGCAGAUGAUCCUCGUGGUAUUGUUACCAGCAAUGCUUCUGCAAUGUUUAGGCCUACUAUGCUCGACAUGAACGUCGUUGCGCUUCUUAACAUGUCCAAAACUUGGUUUGUCAAGAGCUUUACUAAUAGUUACUUGAAUGCCGCAGCUCAAAAUGUGGACAAAGAUGCGGUGUUAGAGAUAAUAGACUUGGAGAAGAUGUGCUCUAAUUGAAGGUUGCAAUUGCUUAGCUUAAACGUCUUGUUGUUUAUUUAGAACUUGUAUUCGCUAAUUAAGCAUGUCAUAUUUGUAGCGUAAUUAGUAGAGUAUGUUUGUAAUAAUUGAUUCUCUGAUGAGAUGGGAUGGUACUUGGGAUUGUUAAGUUUGAUGAUCACUAUGAGUUAUGACUUAUUAUAGUAAUUUAUAACUAAAA
Molecule: messenger RNA, 1283 nt
Organism: Beta vulgaris subsp. vulgaris (sugar beet)
Lineage: Eukaryota; Viridiplantae; Streptophyta; Magnoliopsida; Caryophyllales; Amaranthaceae
Exons: 2
Coding region: 176-1084 (302 amino acids)
Source: RefSeq, a predicted model, not a curated record